This is a messenger RNA of Strongylocentrotus purpuratus (purple sea urchin), 1457 nucleotides long. RefSeq lists its product as uncharacterized. The record is from RefSeq and is a predicted model, not a curated record. The coding region runs from base 117 to 1457 and encodes 446 amino acids. Lineage: Eukaryota; Metazoa; Echinodermata; Echinoidea; Camarodonta; Strongylocentrotidae. The transcript has 7 exons.
UAUAAAAUAUUAUUUUUUUAAAUUAAGGCAAUCUAACCUUUGGAGCAAAGACGUAAAUCAAUGAUCAUGAAUUUUGUCCUUAUUACACUGAAGUACGCCUGCAAAACACACCAGCAAUGGUUUCUGAAGAACGACUGGAUCACAUUAUACGGAGCAUUAGUGAGGAAAGAGAUCUUCAUCGCUUUCUUCUUGAACUCAUCCCGGACCGAAAUGUAACUUUGUCUAGAUCGGCAGGAAAGAGAGGAAACAUUGCAACUAUUAAAGCCAAGAAGGAUUUGGAAAGGUGGCAUGGCGGAAUGAAGACAGCAAACCAGAACUAUCUGUUGAGUCUCGCUCUAGAAAGAGCUACAUGCAAACAACUUGCCAGGACUUUCUUCCAGGUUCCUGAAGAUCUCCUGAAGGCGAUAUCCCCACAAGACGUAGAACUGUUCGUCUACAACUUGACAGGAAGACACUGCACGAGGCUUGCUAAAGCUGAAUGCAUCGCUGACAAGAAUGGGAUUAAAGCUGUAAUCGAUGAUAACAAUGAAGAUCUUUUUGACACUCGUCGAAUGAUCAGUGCACGGCUUGCUGGAGAUGAAUGCAGCAACUACGAGAAAAGGUGCAGGCUUGAUGAUGCUAUCAUCGAAAUUGGUCGCCAUGACAUGACAGAUUUUUUCAAGACAACGUCCUAUCGAGUUGAAACAGGAAAUGAAGUAGUAGGACCACACCCUGAUGCAAAGGCGUUCAAUAGCAGCAGUGUAUUCGAUGACGAUCUGGCGGUCUUGCUGAAACAUCUCCCAUCAGAUGCACUGCAUUUGUUUUUUGAGAAGCUUGGCAUCACAGUUGACGAGGAAAGUGACGAUCUUGAAAAGAGGCUGCGUGAUUGGAGGGACAAACAGAUGAGUGAUACUAAAGCAUGUGUCCUGCAGGAUCUUGUCUCGAUUUACCAAGAUGUGCUGAACGACAUAAUCAAAGUUACAGAUGGAGAACUGAAGAACUUGGUUGAAAACAUCCCUAGUGAACUUGUGCAAGAUCUCACUUCAAGGCUUGGCAUAGAUACAACAAACGAACGGAAUAAAUCGCUUCUACAAUACCUGAAAGGUUGGAGGGAUAAUCAUGAAAUAGGGACAUGCCGUGAGGCUCUGAGAAAAGCACUCCAUGAAUCGGGAUUAUCAGGAUGCAUUGUCGGCCGGCUGCCUCCUCAUCAUGUAUACCAGGCUGAGAUGGUUCGUUUAGCAUACAACAUUCUAUACAAAGAUGUUGAACCAUUGGCCACACUUCUCGGUAUGGACACGAGCAGACGGAAGGAAGUUCAGAAAGCAGAUAAGGGAACUGUUGGUCUUUUGAUAGAUCUAUUGAAUCAAUAUAAGGAUGAUGAAGUGUAUCGGCGUCACGAUUUCUGUGUUGCACUGGGGAAUCUUGGAUAUCGGGAUGCUGCUCAAUUAACCUUCUUCGUGUUCCCCAAUCUUCUUUAA